UGGUGAGGAUAAAAUCAGUGUUGCCAUCUCUCGUGAUUUUAUCAUAAGUCUCAUGAUAUUUGGUGUUUAUCGUAAAAUCUAGCUCCCAGAAUCAUUUUGUUUUGUGGAAAUCUCAGCUUUCAUUUUAAAAAGGAAAUUUCUUGUCCUCAUGGUAAUUGUGGAAAGCAUGGAAAAGUGAAGCCUAAAAUCUCAAACUUCAGAAGAUAAAUGAAAAUAACUCAAUUUUUUGUAAAAAUCAGCAAGCUUAUACUGCAAUUAUUUGGGGUCUGACUCCUGAUUUUUGGAUGCUUGGAAUUGGCAGUACUGUGAGAUGGAAAAAUCAAGGCUAAUCAGCUUAAAAAUCAGCAUGCCUUUGUUAAUGCUUUAAACUUCUGUCACUGCAGACCAGACUUCUAGGAGCAGAUUAAACAAACCAAUCAACCCCCUUGCAGACCAAAAAUGGGGAGCUUUAUUCUGAAAGGAGGUGAGCUAGCUACAUAAGAAGGGACAUGCACUGUAUUAAAUAGCUCCGUUGAGGAAAAGUUACUUCCCACGCUUUACCUACAGAGGGCAUCCCAGCUCAUUCAUAUGUAGACUCAGUGACUGCAGCUGCUGGAAGCAGCAGGGCUUAGGGUUGGUGUUUUUUUUGUUUUUUUUUUGUUUUUUUUUUCCAGUGGAAUCUUUUCCGUGAUCCGGUUGGUUUCUCUCCACGUUUUCCCUUCCAGCCCUCCACUUCUUCGGAUCAAUGGAUGUUACAGCUCUAACUCCCAUCUCACAUACUGCUGGUGGACAGCUCCAGUAACAAGCGAGAGCUUUACAUCCCCCUUUUCUUUCCCCAUCUUUUUCCCCCCACACCAACAUCUGCCAAGAAGGAAGAAAAUCACAAGCUUUCCCUUUUGUAUUCUGAUUUUUUAAAAAUUUUUUUUAUAAAUACAUAUAUAUUUUGUACUUUGCCCAGUUGUGGAAAUGGAGCAACCCCCAAUCUUUUGAUGCACCCUGGUUCGCUUUUUUUUGCAGUAUUUUUCCAUGUAAGGUUUUCCAGCAGUUGGAGCACUGUUCCCCACCUUUCCCCCUUUUCCUUGAGUUUGUUUCCUAACAUAAUCUGGAGGCUUGGCGGCUCUUGGACUGAAUAUAACUUUUUUUCCCUCCGCAUCCCCCAACUCCCCCUUUUGCUGAGCUUUGUCAGAAAGCUUUGGAGAAAGAAAAAAACAGAAGAGGAGGAGGCAGAAGGGGCUGUGUGUAUGAUUGUUGCUGGUGCUCAGGACCCAAAUCUCUGUAGGUGUGUGUUGAAAUAUGGAGAAUAGUCUUGGAUGUGUCUGGGUACCAAAGCUGGCUUUUCUACUCUUCGGAUUUUCUCUGAUCAACCUGAAUCUUCAAGUCACCGGUUCACAAGUUAAGGGUUUUACAUCAUUGCGGUUCCUGACUGAGCCUUCAGAUGCUGUCACCAUGCGUGGAAGUAAUGUGCUGCUGAAUUGCACGGUGGAAUCAGAUCAAGAAAUUCCUGUCAUCAAGUGGAAGAAAGAUGCAGUCUUCUUAAACCUAGCAGUGGAUGAAAGGAGGCAGCAGAUGGCCAAUGGUUCCCUUUUGAUACAAAGCAUAGUCCAUUCCAGGCACCAUAAGCCAGAUGAGGGUCUCUACCAAUGCGAGGCCUCUUUAGAAGGCAUUGGGGCUAUCAUCAGUCGGACAGCUAAAGUCACUGUAGCAGGACCAUUGAGGUUUCUUUCCCAGACAGAAUCUGUCACAGCUUUUGCAGGAGACACAGUUUUGUUAAAGUGUGAAGUAGUUGGAGAGCCUAUGCCGAUGGUACACUGGCAAAAAAACCUGGAGGAUCUGAUCCUGAGCCCGAGUGACACCCGAGUGGCUGUCUUGCCCUCUGGAGCUUUACAGAUUAGCAGAAUCCAAUCAGGAGACAGUGGGAUCUAUAGAUGCCUUGCAAAAAAUCCUGCUAGUUCAAGAACUGGAAAUGAAGCAGAAGUCAGAGUUUUGACCGAUCCGGGUUUGCACAGACAGCAAUUUUUCCUGCAGAGACCAUCAAAUGUGGUAGCCCUUGAGGGAAAAGAUGCCGUUCUUGAGUGUUGUGUUUCUGGGUUUCCCACACCCACCUUCACAUGGAUGCGAGGAGAUGAAAUUAUUCCUGUCAGAUCCAAAAAAUAUUCAUUAUUGGCUGGCAGUAACUUACUUAUUUCUAAUGUGACUGAUGACGAUUCUGGGACAUACACUUGCAUUGUCAGCUACAAGAAUGAGAACAGUAGUGCCUCUGCAGAGCUCACAGUUAUGGUUCCUCCGUGGUUUUUAAAUCACCCUUCAAACCUCUAUGCCUAUGAAAGUAUGGACAUUGAGUUUGAAUGUGCCGUCUCCGGUAAGCCUGUCCCUACCGUGGAUUGGAUCAAGAAUGGAGAAGUGGUCAUUCCUAGUGAUUAUUUUCAGAUAGUGGGUGGCAGCAACUUGCGGAUUCUGGGCCUUGUAAAGUCAGAUGAAGGUUUUUACCAGUGUGUAGCUGAAAAUGAUGCCGGGAAUGCACAGACCAGUGCACAGCUAAUCAUCCCUGAGCCGGCUACCCCAAGUUCCAGUGUCCUCCCCUCUGCUCCCCGAGAUGUGGUCCCUGUUUUGGUCUCCAGUCGAUUUGUCCGUCUCAGCUGGCGCCCACCUGCAGAAACUAAAGGGAAUAUCCUGGCAUACACUGUCUACUUCUCCAGGGAAAGCAUCAACAGGGAACGGGCACAGAACACAACACAGUCUGAGACACUUCAGCUUACAGUGGGAAAUCUGAAACCAGAGGAGACCUACACGUUCCGAGUGGUGGCAUACAAUGAAUGGGGACCAGGAGAGAGCUCGCAAUCCAUCAAGGUUGCCACGCAGCCUGAAUUGCAAGUUCCAGGGCCAGUGGAAAACCUGCGGGCUGUAUCUACCUCACCUACCUCAAUUCUUCUAUCAUGGGAAGCCCCUGCUUAUGCAAAUGGUCCAGUCCAAGGUUACAGAUUGUUCUGCACAGAGACUGCUACUGGAAAAGAACAGAAUAUAGAGGUUGAUGGACUAUCAUACAAACUGGAGGGGCUGAAAAAAUUCACGGAAUACACCUUACGAUUCCUGGCUUAUAACCGCUAUGGCCCUGGGGUAUCCACUGAAGAUCUUACCGUCAUGACGCUUUCUGAUGUACCAAGUGCAAUGCCUCAGAAUGUCUCCUUGGAAGUGGUUAAUUCAAGGAGCAUCAAAGUUAGUUGGCUACCUCCACCAUCAGGCACACAAAAUGGAUUUAUUACUGGCUAUAAAAUCCGACACAGAAAGACUACCCGCAGGGGUGAGAUAGAAACACUGGAACCAAACAACCUCUGGUACUUGUUCACAGGACUUGAUAAAGGAAGCCAGUACAGUUUCCAGGUAGCUGCCAUGACAGUCAAUGGGACAGGACCCUCCUCGGACUGGUAUACAGCAGAAACUCCAGAGAAUGAUCUUGAUGAAUCUCAGGUUCCUGAUCAGCCAAGCUCUCUUCAUGUCAGGCCGUUGUCAACCAGUAUCGUCAUGAGUUGGACUCCACCACUGAAUCCAAACAUUGUUGUACGCGGAUACAUCAUUGGCUAUGGAGUGGGCAGCCCAUAUGCUGAGACAGUGCGAGUAGACAGCAAACAGCGCUACUAUUCCAUUGAAAACUUGGAGCCAAGUUCCCAUUAUGUAAUUUCUUUAAAAGCCUUUAACAACGUGGGUGAAGGAGUCCCUCUCUAUGAAAGUGCCACCACUAGAUCAUUGACAGAUCCCAUUGAUCCAUUAGAAGUUGAUUUUUAUCCUUUGCUUGAUGAUUUCCCUACCUCAGUCCCAGAUAUCUCCACCCCCAUGCUCCCACCAGUAGGUGUCCAGGCUGUUACACUUACCCAUGAUGCAGUGAGAGUCAGCUGGGCAGACAACUCUGUCCCAAAGAAUCAAAAGACUACUGAGGUUCGCUUUUACACUGUCCGUUGGAGAACCAGCUAUUCUACAAGUGCUAAAUACAAGUCAGCAGAUACAACAGCUUUGAGCCAUAGUGUAAUAGGCCUUAAGCCAAACACUAUGUAUGAAUUCUCUGUCAUGGUAACAAAAGGUCGAAGGUCAAGCACGUGGAGCAUGACUGCACAUGCCACAACAUAUGAAGCAGCACCAACCUCUGCUCCCAAGGAUUUGACAGUCAUUACUCGGGAAGGGAAGCCUCGAGCUGUCAUUGUCAGCUGGCAGCCUCCAUUAGAAGCCAAUGGAAAAAUUACUGCUUAUAUUCUGUUCUACACCUUGGACAAGAAUGCUCCAAUUGAUGACUGGGUUAUGGAGUCAAUCAGUGGUGACCGACUUACUCACCAAAUCAUGGAUCUCAACCUAGAUACUGUGUAUUACUUUAGGAUCCAAGCUCGCAAUGCUAAAGGAGUGGGACCGCUCUCUGACCCUAUUCUCUUCCGGACUCUGAAAGUCGAGCACCCUGACAAAAUGGCUAAUGACCAAGGUCGUCAUGGAGAUGGGGCCUAUUGGCCAGUUGACACAAACUUGAUUGACAGAAGCAGCCUCAAUGAACCUCCCAUAGGGCAGAUGCACCCUCCACACGGCAGUGUAACGCCUCAGAAGAACAGCAACCUUCUAGUAAUCAUUGUGGUCACAGUUGGGGUCAUUACGGUGGUGGUGGUGGUGAUCGUGGCUGUGAUCUGCACCAGGCGUUCUUCAGCACAACAGAGGAAAAAGCGUGCUACCCAUAGUGCUGGUAAAAGGAAGGGCAGCCAGAAAGACUUGAGGCCCCCAGACCUCUGGAUACACCAUGAAGAGAUGGAGAUGAAGAAUAUUGAAAAGCCGUCAGGUUCUGACCCCUCAGGAAGAGACUCGCCGAUGCAAAGCUGUCAAGACAUCACACCAGUCAGCCACAGCCAGUCUGAAACUCAGCUGGGCAGCAAGAGUGCCUCACAGUCUGGUCCUGACACAGAGGAUGUGGGAAGUAGCAUGUCCACAUUAGAGCGCUCGCUUGCUGCCCGCAGAGCCACACGUGCCAAGCUCAUGAUUCCAAUGGAUUCACAACCAAACAACCCUCCUGUUGUCAGUGCCAUCCCAGUGCCAACACUAGAAAGUGCCCAGUACCCAGGAAUUCUUCCAUCGCCAACAUGUGGAUAUCCACACCCACAGUUCACCCUCCGGCCUGUGCCAUUCCCAACACUCUCUGUUGACCGAACCUUUGGAACAGGAAGAACGGUGAGUGAAGGACCAGUCCCACAACAGCCAUCCAUGCUGCCACAGACACAGCCUGAACAUGCCAGCAACGAGGACGUCCCGAGCAGAACAAUUCCCACAGCCUGUGUCCGGCCUACGCACCCUCUCCGCAGCUUUGCCAACCCCUUGCUACCUCCACCAAUGAGUGCAAUAGAACCGAAAGUCCCUUAUACACCACUUUUGUCUCAAACAGGGCCUAAUCUUCCCAAGGCUCAGGUUAAAACAGCAUCACUUGGAUUAGCUGGAAAAGCACGAUCCCCUCUGCUUCCAGUCUCGGUGCCAACAGCCCCAGAAGUGUCAGAAGAGGGCCACAAACAGACAGAGGAUCCAGCUAACGUAUAUGAACAGGAUGAUCUGAGUGAACAAAUGGCCAGUUUGGAGGGACUAAUGAAGCAACUUAAUGCUAUUACAGGCUCAGCCUUCUAACAGCUGUUGAUGAAUAGAUAAAUUGUAUUAUCCAGGAACAUUGCAGCAUACAAUUACUUCAUAUAUGCCACACACAUACACAACCCCAUAAAACCACCCUUUCUGCAGUACCAUUCAUUCAACAUAAUGAAGAGUCUUGAUGAGUCCUAAAAAAUAAAUAACAAAAAAUAUGCUACAUUACCGUAGAUCAAGCAUCUAAAGCAAUUAAAGUGCAGCCCUUGCAAAUAAGUCAAACAACUACAGCAGAGACCGAGAUGAUGCCACUUGAUUGCUCAUUUUGAUCUGUUAGCCUUUGUAAUACUUGAGGUGUCAUGACUAUCUCACAUUUUACUUAAUAGAGGUGUAUAGUUCUUGGUGAAAAUCUAGUUUUAUGUCAUUCAAAUGUAUUUUUAAACAUAUAUCAUGCCAUAAUUUGUCAGUGUGGAAGUUCACUCUUUGGGCUUUUUUUGUUUUUUAUAUACUUUUUUUACAUGAAAGCACCUGUAACAAAUAAUCACGACAUAGCACCAAAGGAUUGGAAGUGUUAUCAACAGCGCAAAACAAGACAAAUAACUCCCAUUUCUUUUGUAAUUUCAAUCACUCAUCUUGCACAAGCGGUGUGCAUUAGCGAGUUGCUGUAAAAUCCACCCAUUUUUGCAAGUAUUUGGAAAUCCUCCCAUAGGUAACAUUUUAUAUCUGGCUACAGAGAACGGGAACAUAAAAAAACCUGCAUUGGUGGCACGCUGCCAGCUGCCGAAUGCUUGCAAAAAGAAGAUAUGAUAUGCAAUCUUCUCUGACACACACUAAUGAUGUGCUUAAACUUGGAAUAGAACACUUCUAAAUAUGGGUGGCCUUUGUGCCAGACUGCACUGUGAUGACAUUUGAAAGCUCCUCCAGGGCCACCUUUCACAGCAGCAAAGAGGAAAACGGGGUGAAGUUCCUCCCAUCCUUUCUCUACUGCUCCACCUCUUGUUUGAGACUGCUCGGUUCCAUGAACUCUGUGAUUCAGUCAUCAAUGACUUCUCCUUAACUCAGUGAAGGCUGCAGAAAUUGGAAAGCAACCCUCGGUCAGGCACAGUGAAAGAUAAGAUGUAUCGGUCAACAGUAAUGGGCCCAUCACAGUUUUUAGAGACAAGCAACAAAUCCAAGAAAAUUAACUAAGAAACUGGGUUGCAUAAUUGGGAAACAAAUGACAGGUGCUUGAUUGCAGUAGAAUAUUCCUUGUUCAGUCAUAGUUAAAAAACAACCAACUAAUCACAAUUUAGCAUCAGGACACUGCUGUGAACUUAGAGGAACCCUUUCAGUGUUUUCUUCCCUCUUCUAGUAGUCUAGCUUCAUAUUACAAAAAGAAAAGGAGUGCUUGUGGCACCUUAGAG
This is a messenger RNA of Dermochelys coriacea (leatherback sea turtle), 6971 nucleotides long. RefSeq names its product DCC netrin 1 receptor (gene DCC). The transcript is spliced from 29 exons. Gene Ontology annotation, biological process: cell-cell adhesion. Gene Ontology annotation, cellular component: membrane. The coding region runs from base 1273 to 5616 and encodes 1447 amino acids. The record is from RefSeq and is a predicted model, not a curated record. NCBI's taxonomy places the organism in Eukaryota, Metazoa, Chordata, Testudines, Dermochelyidae. Gene Ontology annotation, molecular function: protein binding.